Molecule: messenger RNA, 650 nt
Organism: Phytophthora infestans T30-4
Lineage: Eukaryota; Oomycota; Peronosporomycetes; Peronosporales; Peronosporaceae
Exons: 5
Coding region: 348-650 (100 amino acids)
Source: RefSeq, a predicted model, not a curated record
GGAAGUUCUCGCUCAACCUUCGUCUUUGCCUCACUCUCUUCCGGAUGAAUACAUCAACUUCGCCUCCUUCUUCUCCUACUGCUCUGCACGACGAAUGGGAGCUUGUGAACGACGAGGCAGAAAUCAUCGCGCCACUGGCGACGACACCCGAAGCGAAAUCGGAGGGAUCAGAGCACGAGGAGGAGGCAAUAAAGCACGAGCCCCCCGAGGGUUAUCUGCCUAUUCGACUGCGCCAGGGUGAAGAGAUCCGACCAGCCUGGUUCAAGGCUACACAGCAAGUUGACGAUUUUGUCAGCAAGUUUUUCACGGACCAGCUCGCAAAUGAAAAGAAAAUCAGACUGAUUUAUAUGGGCAUGCUACUACUACCCAGUCGCUCCAUGGGCGAGUACGGCAUUGAGGAGAACGGUGUGAUCCACUGCGUCAUUACCGAUGCCCCCCCAAUGCCCCACCCGCAAGCAGCACUCCAAACGAAUCUCAAGGUUUUGAACCCACAAAACUCUUUGCUGGUUCUCACAGGCAUUUUCCUGUACGGCCUGUGGACGCUCUUCUACUACUUCCCGCAGUUUUUUUCAUGGAAAUCGUUAGUCUUGUUGGCACUCUUCAGUGCGAUUCACGUUUCAGCAGUGGUUUCCCGUAUCACCACCUCCUGA